UGUUAAAAGACGAUUCUGAGGAUGCAUCGUUCUUACGAGAAAUUACACAACCACCCUCAACUCCACCUAAUGAGCAAGCAGGUUAUCUUACAACUUCCAGGACCGUUACGUGUCCAACCUUCAAGUCUCCAGAAAAGGCUACUAAAGUUAAAGAG
This is a messenger RNA of Ambispora leptoticha, 155 nucleotides long. Lineage: Eukaryota; Fungi; Glomeromycota; Glomeromycetes; Archaeosporales; Ambisporaceae. The record is from the annotation of a GenBank genome assembly.